GGCGCAAUGAGAUUUUGUCCGCCCGCAGCCGCGUGGGCUCCUUGCUCAAUGUAGUAGCUCGCGCGCGCGGGGGGGGGCCGAGGCCGAGGCUUGCCAUCACCGCUGUGCAGAGAGGCGUCCGGCGGCCCCCUGCAAUGGCGGCGGCCGCCGCGGCCCGGCUUCUGGCCGUCGCGGCGGCGGUCUUCGGCAAGGUGGGCGCCGCCAGAGCGCCCAACCACCCGGCCGGGCGCGCGCCGACGGCAGAGCCGCAGCAGGCCGUCUCGAUGGCGCAGACCGAUGGCCAGGGAGGCGACGGUGCCGACGCCCUCUCCGGGCAGUUCUCCGCCACGGCGUCCCAGGC
Molecule: messenger RNA, 340 nt
Organism: Prorocentrum cordatum
Lineage: Eukaryota; Dinophyceae; Prorocentrales; Prorocentraceae
Source: the annotation of a GenBank genome assembly